Molecule: messenger RNA, 990 nt
Organism: Thyridium curvatum
Lineage: Eukaryota; Fungi; Ascomycota; Sordariomycetes; Thyridiales; Thyridiaceae
Exons: 2
Coding region: 1-990 (329 amino acids)
Molecular function (GO): S-adenosylmethionine-dependent methyltransferase activity
Source: RefSeq, a predicted model, not a curated record
AUGGCCACCGCGUCGGCCCCCCUCACCACGCACCUCCAAAACUUCGUCGUCCCCUGGAUCUUCCUCCUCCAGUCCCUCCUGAGCCUGCCGCCCCUCAUCCUGCACCUGCUCCUGACCCUCAACCUCGCCACCCUCCUCUCCCCCUCCCGCCUCAAGUACGCCUGGUUCUCGCGCUUCUGGGAAAAGUUCGCCCCCUCCGUCCGCCUCAACUCCGAGGCCCGCGUCGUGCCCCUCCUCCAGGGCCGCGUCUCCCGCGGCGCCGUCGUCGACCGCCCCGCGCACCCGCCCGUCUCGGGCACCGUCAUCGAGAUCGGGCCCGGGAGCGGCAUGUGGGUGUCGCUCUUCAGCGAGGACUAUCUCGACAAGGACAGCGCCGACGGUGGCGGCAGCACGCCGCGCCGCGCGACCCGCAGCAGCAGCAGCAGCAGCAGCAAGCCGCCCUCCGUGACGCGCGUCUUCGGCGUCGAGCCCAACCCGGACGUCCACGCCGCCCUGCGCCGCCGCGUCGCCGCCGCCGGCCUGUCCGACACGUACGAGGUCGUGCCCACGGGCAUCGAGGACCUCGCGCCCAGCGGCCGCGUGCCCCGCGAGAGCGUCGACUGCGUCGUGAGCAUCCUGUGCCUCUGCGGCAUCCCGGACCCGCAGCACAACGUCCGCGAGGUCUACCGGCUGCUCAAGCCCGGCGGCCGCUGGUACGCCUACGAGCACGUCCGCUGCACGCACAGCUGGUACAUGAGGGCUUACCAGAAAGAGAGAGAAGGAGAGAGAGAGAGAGAGAGAACGAAGCUAAUACAUCCUUCUUCUUCCGCACCACUAAAAGGCCUCAUCAAUCUCUUCUGGCCACAUUUCCUCGGCGGCUGCGAGCUGGACAGGGACACCGGACGGUCAUUGAGGGAGGCCGGCACCUGGUCCAAGAUCGACCUCGAGCCGUGCGUCGACGAGGACUGGUCUUCUCCCAUCCCGCACAUUAUCGGUGUCCUGACGAAAUAG